CGGACCGCCUGCGCUUGCGCUUGCGCCUGUGGUCCAGGAUGGGCUCGCGGCGGGUCCCAGUCUGCAGGCUGGUGCUGGGGUUGGCGGACGAUGGUUGGUUGGACUGAGCCGGGCCCGGCCGGGUUGCAGAGCUGGAGGGGUUGGCAGUGAGCGGCGGCGGAGGCUGCGGGGUUCCAUUUGGCUGACUGGGGAGGCGGCCGUAGGCAGCCGUGCCCUGCCUGGCGGAGCGCACCCUCCGGGCAGCUGUAACGCAUGGAGCAUGGAAGGAGGCCAACCCAACUUGCCCAUUUCACAGAUUUGGAAACUCAGAUCCAGAGAUAGGAUUUAACUUGUCCAGGAUCCUUGAAGGUAGUUCAAGGAGCCAUGCGGGGCCAGCGGAGCCUGCUGCUGGGCCCCGCCCGCCUCUGCCUGCGCCUGCUUCUGCUCCUGGGCUACAGGCGUCGCUGCCCACCUCUGCUCCGGGGCCUGGUACAGCGCUGGCGCUAUGGCAAGGUCUGCCUGCGCUCCCUGCUCUACAACUCCUUUGGUAGCAGUGACACCGCUGUCGAUGCUGCCUUUGAGCCUAUCUACUGGCUGGUGGACAACGUGAUCCGUUGGUGUGGGGUGGUGUUCGUGGUGUUAGUGAUUGUGCUGACCAGCUCCAUUGUGGCCAUCGCCUACCUGUGUGUCCUGCCUCUCAUCCUCCGAACAUACUCAGUGCCUCGGCUCUGCUGGCACUUCUUCUACAGCCACUGGAAUCUGAUCCUCAUCGUCUUCCAUUACUACCAGGCCAUUACCACUCCUCCUGGAUACCCACCCCAGGGUAGGAACGAUGUCGCAACGGUCUCCAUCUGUAAGAAGUGUAUUUACCCCAAGCCAGCUCGAACACACCACUGCAGCAUCUGCAAUAGGUGUGUGCUGAAGAUGGAUCAUCACUGCCCCUGGCUAAACAACUGUGUAGGCCACUAUAACCAUCGGUACUUCUUCUCUUUCUGCUUUUUCAUGACUCUGGGCUGUGUCUACUGCAGCUAUGGAAGUUGGGACCUUUUCCGGGAAGCUUAUGCUGCCAUUGAGAAAAUGAAACAGCUCGACAAGAACAAACUACAGGCGGUUGCCAACCAGACGUAUCACCAGACCCCACCACCCACCUUUUCCUUCCGAGAAAGGGUGACUCACAAGAGUCUUGUCUACCUCUGGUUCCUGUGCAGUUCUGUAGCACUUGCCUUGGGUGCCCUAACUGUAUGGCAUGCUGUUCUCAUCAGUCGAGGGGAGACUAGUAUUGAAAGGCACAUCAACAAGAAGGAGAGACGUCGGCUGCAGGCCAAGGGCAGAGUUUUUAGGAAUCAUUACAACUAUGGCUGCUUGGACAACUGGAAGGCACUGGCUUACUCGGGUGCUGUUGCCUUCCUGUCACCUGCCCCACGGGAAUGGAAUGACCUGGGACCCCCCUCCCUGGGUGACUGCUCACUCAGCCUCUGUGAUGGCAGUGUGAGCUGGAUCAUAUCUGUCACAACCUGUGUGCCACUCUGCUUCCUGCAUUGUCUCAAGGGCCUCCAAGGACAGCUUCUUGGAAUCCUUGGGCAAAAAGAAUCGGUGGGCCUGCCUUAGAGUACCAUGCAGGGACAACUCAAGGACCAAUCUCCUGGCCACUCCAGAAAGCAGGCAUGAUGUGGAGAAAUCCCAGGACUUGAUGUCCCUUUACUCAGCUCAGGCAAACUGAAGUUCCAGCCCCAGACUGGAGAUUAGGCAGCUAGCAACCUUGCCGGGUGCUGACCCUGACCUCCUCCAGGUUCCAGCACUGGGGUUGGUUACCAUCUCUUCCACGUGCUGUCUGAGAAAACACCUGCACAGUAGAACGGAGAUCCUGGCUCCUCAACAGGGCAAAGACACCAGGCCUACUGCUGAGGUCACUGCCACUUCUCACAUGCUGCUGAAGGUGAAAAAUAAAGGUAUUUGAUUUUUAAAGAUC
Molecule: messenger RNA, 1948 nt
Organism: Suricata suricatta (meerkat)
Lineage: Eukaryota; Metazoa; Chordata; Mammalia; Carnivora; Herpestidae
Product: palmitoyltransferase ZDHHC16
Exons: 12
Coding region: 364-1587 (407 amino acids)
Biological process (GO): protein palmitoylation
Cellular component (GO): Golgi apparatus
Molecular function (GO): palmitoyltransferase activity
Source: RefSeq, a predicted model, not a curated record